CCCGGCACCUACAGUUCCUCGGACCCCAUUACUAUGCAAGAUGAUGGCAACUUGGUGUUAGUCAACACCAGCCAUCACCACACGGGUCUGUACUACUGCCUCCUACAGGCCAGAGAAGGAACCACACUCUGGCCAUACCAAAUUCAAAUCGGUCACAGCAAGCAAAUAAUCCAAGACCACAGGGGCCUUUUGGAGCGUUUCUUCAAACUGAUACACAGUGAACGUGCCGAACCACAAACAGACGACUAUUUAAAACUCUGUGAUUCUGACCACCGCGUCAUGCCUCAGGAGAGCAGACCCCGCAUGUUGAGGCUCAGGAGAGAUUCUGGCGGUCCAGGAUCCCAAGAAGAGAGGCAGCCGUACAUAUCGGACGCCCAGUUUGCUGGUGCUGUAGUUGGGUCUGUGAUUCUGACAUUCCUGCUGGGCUUCAGCGCUGGGGCUUUGAGUAGAGCUCAUGUUCUCAGAUGUUUAGGUGCAGUUACUGAGAGAGCACGAUCACUACGACAAUGGGUGAGCUCAACUGAUUCAACAGAUGACAACUGGGAGGUCACCAUGACAACCACGUAUGACAGCGAGGAACACGACCAUGUCAAUUCAGUGAUGGGCAACCUGAUGGAGACAACGGUGUCAUCGACGGCCUCAUCUCCUCCCCCCACCAAGCCUAAAAGAAGCUUCCGACACAAGCAGGAGUUGCAGCCAGAGACCGCCGAAGUCUACCUGGAGCGAUGUGACCCCGCGGAGGAGGAAGAGGAGAGAGGGGCAGAUAAGGAGAGAGAAACCAGCAGUGACAGUCUCUCUGGAGAGAAUGGCAGCAGUGAUGACCAACAGCUGUCCACAGGAACAGACAAGGAGAGAGAGGAGAACGAAGGAAGAACUGGACACAGCUGGGAGGAGAAUGGAGGAUUGAGAGAGGAGGAGGAGAAAGUGGAGGGGAUGAAGGUGGCUGGCAAGGCCAGCCAGCAGGGGAGAGAGGAGAGAAAGGUGGAGGAGGUAGGGGAAGACAGUGUAGAGCGAGAGGUGGAGGAGGUAGGGAGGAGACGUGAGGCGGCGGAAGAGCCGGAGGGUGAAAGCAGAUCUUCAGGAGAAGACAACAGAAGCAGAUCGUCUGCAGAUGCAGGCGAUGACGACGGGAGUGACGGAGGCGGCGGCAGCGAGGACAAACACGAGAGAGAAAACAGCAUUACAGGAAGUGACGAACAAGAAGAGGGGAGUUCUCCGAACUCCUCUUCAACACCGUGUCCAGCCCGGCGGAGCCGCGUGAUCCGGCUUUACCAGUACGACGAGGACGGGCAGCGAUACAGCCACCUGCCGAACCCGGCCCCGGACAAGUCAGCCCCCGCCCCCCGGCUAAAGCAGCGCUCCCUCUCCCUGACCCGCCUGAACGCCAUCAUUGCCGCCGCCUCGGCUGGGCCUCUGGACACCACCGGAAGAGAGGCGGAGGAGGAGAGAGACUCGCUGAGCUCCCCCACCUCACCAUCGGGGGCAGCAGUCUUCCAUUUGGAGAUAUAAGUCAUAAAUAUUUGGGGGGGGGGGGGGAUCCUGAAGCAGACCAAUCUGGAGUGUCAAUCAUGCAGUUUUUUGGUCCUCGAGGAGACGGGGUCUGGCCUCCCUCCCGUUGGGCCUCAUUCACCAACAGUGCAAACCCACAAAUCUGGGAUUCAUCCGUAUUUUCCUGAACACCUGAAUUUAAUCUUGCUCUGCAAACAGAUGUAGAGCUGCCUCAGACCACGCGCACACCAAAAUGUCGUAGGAAAUGUAAACUCACACCUUUGAAUUGCAUAUUAAAACUGUAUUCGUUAAGAAAAGAUUGUAGAUUACAAUAUCUAAAACUGGUAAUUUCGUCAUAAUUAAAAUACUCAAUUGUAAAAACUCCUUUUUCCUGUUGUCUGUAGGGGCCAUGCUUCGCCCUUCUUCCAACAGCUUCACUGCUUCCUCCAUGACAAACCUCGAGGCAUACUUAUUGGGCGGGGCAGUCAUAUGCAGCUUAUGAGACAACGCCCCCCCAGAGCAGGUACACUGAAUUGCAGCCAACAGCACAAUA
Lampris incognitus (smalleye Pacific opah) is the source of this 2041-nucleotide messenger RNA. Its product is annotated as cilia- and flagella-associated protein 251. NCBI's taxonomy places the organism in Eukaryota, Metazoa, Chordata, Actinopteri, Lampriformes, Lampridae. The transcript has 2 exons. The coding region runs from base 34 to 1509 and encodes 491 amino acids. The record is from RefSeq and is a predicted model, not a curated record.